AUGGGAAAAACGGAAUCGUGCAAAUUCCUUUGCGAUGUUGAGAUUGGAAGCGCCAGCCUCGCCGAAGCACAGAGACUCAUCAGACACAACUACGUUGUCGAGUGGAUAGUCGAUAACCUUCCUGGAGCAACCUCCUUCAAAUCUGUUGAUAAGAUGAGAAAGUUUUACCAGAAUGGUUUUAAGCUAGGUAAUUUUGAAGAUGAGAAAGUUUACAUUCACAACCAUGUCACCCUCAUCUUUCGGUAUCGGAAAAGUAUCAAAACUCCACAUAAGAAGCUCAUCGUUGGCUUUGAAGUUUAUCCAAAGUCUAUAGACGGCCCAAGGAGUAAAUGUCCAUCGUCCAUAUCUACCUCGGACCAACCACGCUUAGAGCUCACCCUUCCACCCGUUCCGUCGGAUUCUACGGGGUCAAAGUUUGAAUACGAUCCGAACGCUAAGCUGAGAAUAACGUACACUUACUCCGUUUAUUGGGAAGAAGACGAAACUAUCGAUUGGGAUAACCGAUGGGAUCUAUAUUUCGCCAAUCAGGAGCAGUCAUCGAAACUACAUGUUCUCGCCAUCAUCAAUUCCCUAGUUAUCGCUUUCCUCCUGAGCGGUAUGGUCGGCGUUGUUUUGCUGCGGACUCUCAACAGAGACAUCCAAAGUUACAAUGCAAGAAUUAGCGGUGAAGACGGAAACAAACUUAAACGAAUUUCCACAGCGUCCAUCGAUGGCUCGGCCCAAAGGGGGCCUGCUGAUGGCGAUGACGAUGACGAUCUGCUUGAUGAUACAACAGGCUGGAAACUUGUUCAUGGGGAUGUGUUCCGCCCGCCGAAGUUUGGCGGUCUGUUGCCUCCUUUGGUGGGUAGCGGUGUCCAGAUUCUUGUUACGGUCUUUUCGUUACUUGUUUUUUCAUUAAUUGGCUUGCUUAAUCCGAGUUAUCGAGGAGGCUUCGUUAGCUUUGGGCUUUUCCUUUUCGUAUUUGCUGGGCUGUUCUCGGGAUAUUUUUCAAGCAGGAUCUACAAGGCAUUUGGGGGGGACAGUUGGGCCAAAAACGCUAUCUUGACAGCUCUGCUUGUCCCUGGACUUAUUUUUUUGGCGGUGCUUGUGCUGAAUCUUUUUGUUUGGGCACAAGCAUCAUCUAGUGCUAUUCCGUUUUCCACCUUGGUUGCAUUGGUUUCGAUGUGGCUCCUUAUAUCUGUCCCCCUCGUUCUUCUUGGAGCCUGGUUUGGACAGAAAAAGCCAGCGUAUGAGCAACCUACAAAAACUACCCAGAUCCCACGACAGAUACCAGUGCAACCAUGGUACGUGAAACCUAUACCAAGCUUAUUCCUUGGAGGGAUUGUGCCAUUCGCCGUUAUAUUCAUAGAGCUCCUCUUUGUUUUUAAAAGCAUAUGGCAAGACAAAAGCGGGUACUAUUAUAUGUUUGGGUUUUUGGCUUUGAUAAUAGCCAUUCUCCUGGUUACUAUUGUUGAAAUCACCGUCGUGAUGACAUAUUUUCAGCUUUGCGCAGAGAAUUACCAUUGGUGGUGGCAUGCGUUCAGGGUUGGAGCUGCUUCGUCUGUGUACAUUUUUCUUUACUCCGUUUGGUAUUAUUUGGCAAAGUUGCACAUUCACGGGCUGGUCAAUAGUCUCUUAUUUUUCGGUUAUUCGUUGCUUGGCUCGGCCGUGUACGGCGUUUUGGGGGGCACUGUCGGGUUUUUGUCCGCUUAUAUGUUCGUCAGAAGGAUAUACGGGGCUGUCAAAACCGACUAA
Molecule: messenger RNA, 1734 nt
Organism: Orbilia oligospora ATCC 24927
Lineage: Eukaryota; Fungi; Ascomycota; Orbiliomycetes; Orbiliales; Orbiliaceae
Exons: 6
Coding region: 1-1734 (577 amino acids)
Biological process (GO): protein localization to membrane; vacuolar transport
Cellular component (GO): membrane; Golgi apparatus
Source: RefSeq, a predicted model, not a curated record